AUGAAAUGCCGCAAGUAUCUCGAUUUGAGCAAAAGUUAAGGCAACUGUAGUAUUUAAGUCGUACAAUAUGUCGUGCUUAUGUAAAAGUCGGGCAACUGUUUAUAUAAGCACCCAAGAUGUUUCCUAGAUAGGCGUGCUCCACCGAACUUUAUAUAAGCACCCAAAAGCGCUAAUCCGAAGUAUCGAUCGUGAAUCAGAGGCUCGAAAUCAUCAAGGAGCUCUACGAGAUGCUGCAUAAUGAGGUACUAGCGUAUUUUAGAUGUUGCUGCCGAAUGUUAAUGGGGUAACGAAGUACUUUGAUGUCGAGCUUGUUUAUUGAGUCAGAACUACUCGGAACUAGGCGUAUUUUUGUUUGAUGUAUGCGUUUCCCUGAUAAAACUUUUCUUUUGAGAAGUAACAGUUGAUGUUGAAACGAACUAGUAAGUAUGAUCUUUGAUUCUUGAUCUGCUCCUGGUGGCUGAGAGGGGCAUUUGCAUUUUGUCCCACUGAAGUGGGGUGGAAGCAAGUCUGCAGAGCAAGGAAAGAACCCGGACCACGUUCUUGCGCCAGAGGACCUUCACGCCCGAUCUUAGAAACGUACAAGAUGUAGCAAACAGGACCACUACAAGAACUCAUAAAAACUGGACAGCAAAUAGAAACUGGACAACAAGACGACCCCCGACACGAAAACUAUCACGUCAGAUCACUAUCGAAAGCGGGCAUCGAUUAGAGUGGAUUGUCAUACUGCUCGUCUUUGCGAACGUGAUAGUGGACAUACUUGCAGUAAUGGUCGACAUGUAUCGAAAUCCAUAUUGGGGACCGUGGCUGCUGGACAUACUCUUAUGGACAAUUUUCUGUGAUACUCAACUAAAACAAGAAUUCGAAUGUGAAUGUCAGCAGACAUAUUACGACAUUUUCAUCGGAUGCAUUUAACUGUUAGUGUUACUUAUGGAGAUCAUCAUCAUGGUGUAAGUAAGUAGUAGAUUCACAUUUUAUUUCUUUCGGAUUCUUCUCUCCGCUAAUAAUAGCCGUACGGUUUUGGCCGCCGUUGUUACGCCAUGUGCUGCUACCUCCAACUACGAGCUACUCCAGACCAGAUAUGCAAGCCGACUUGAUCGAAUGGCUCUAGGUUUUUCCUGGAGGACUUGGUUGUUCUUUGUUUUCGCUGCUGCUACUAGUUUCCUUCUGCUUCAUCUUCCGACUUCUACUCCAUCUUCUGAGAGUAGUUUUCUUCGGCUUGCUGUGCUAGUAGUUUUGUCCUGCUACUCCUGCUGCAGGUGCGCGGGGAAGGAACAACGAAGAAGACGAUACUAGCCAACGCGCCUCACGAUAGAGGCAGUGCACCGUCCCCUUUAGAAGAAAGAACGCUCCUCCUCCCGCACGCUCUCAAAAAACCCUCUAUCAGGUGACGAUAAAGAACGAGCACAACCUAGAGUGGAUCAUCAUCAUCUUGAUCGUCCUCGAAGUCGUUUUCGAAAUU
This is a messenger RNA of Amoebophrya sp. A25, 1459 nucleotides long. Lineage: Eukaryota; Dinophyceae; Syndiniales; Amoebophryaceae. The record is from the annotation of a GenBank genome assembly.